GUCCUAGACUGGAGUUAGUGAUGCUGUGUCGUGUUAGUGCACCUGUCCCUUUUUUAUUAUUAUUGCCAAACUUACAAAUUACAUAAAAGAUCGGGGUAAUGGUUAUCUAACAAUGAACAAUCAUAAUGGCAUAAAACAGUAAAUAAAAAUGUAUGUGUUUAUUAUAGUAUGAGAUAAUAUAAAAACACAGUGACAAAGUUAAAUAUAUUAUAAUUCAUAUCAUGAUGCUUGUUUUAGAAGCCUGAGGGAUAACACAAGAGCAUUAAAUUCAACAUGAAAAAGAAGAAAACAAAAAGCCACUUUUGUUUGUUGAUGGAAUAUUUUGCACAAUAAAUAACAAAAUAUUCAAGAGAACGAUUUUGGGUUUUCGUGAAAAAAAAAGUAAAAAAGGAAAUGCUUUAAGGUUAAAACUUGAUCACAUUGAAGUCAUAAAAACGUAAUAGUAUUGGCUAUACUACAAUCACAAAAUUAAAAAGGCAGCUGUUUCUUCAACAAAACCACAAUAUGGGCAAGGUUUCAUCGUUAUCAGGAUACUUAUAAAUAGAUUAGUUAAUCCUGUCACUCAUAUUUUUAAAGUUGUUGCGCUUGUUUUAACGUCGUUGGUCACGUGAUCAACAUAGCGGCUGAUGAUGUCCUAAUCGCAUUCUUAUUUCAUACAUACACACAUCCAGGCUGUAGAGUAUGUACUGUUUCAGCGCUCGUUACUAUCAAGUGUCUGUGGCUCGGUGUGAUUUGGACAAGUUCAAGUUACGCCCCUCUCUCUUGCAGUUUCGUGCUUUCACUCAGUGGGCGGAGCCGCGCGCUCUCAGCUGACGGUGACGUGGAAGGAAGUGGAGAAGACGCGUCGUCCGUCAUUUUCUACAGUCUGUGGAUUCAGAAAAAAGGAAAAGGUGUCCAAAUACACAGGGAAAAACUCACGACACUAUUAUAAAAAUGGCGUUUAUUAAACAGGAGAGUGAGGACAUUAAGAUCGAAGAAACAUUCACAGUCAAACAUGAAGAUGCUGAGGAACACACAGAGAUUGCGUUUAUUAAAGAGGAGAGUGAUGACAUGAGAACUGAAGAAACUCUUACAAUCAAACAUGAAGAUACUGAUGAACAAACACAGAUGGAGUUUAUUAAAGAGGAAAGCGAAGACAAGGAGAUUGAAGAAACAUUCAGAGUCAAACAUGAAGAUACUGAGACACAGACAGAUCUGAUGCUGCUGAAAGAGGAAAUUGAAGAACUAAAUGACAUUGAUGGCAAAGAUCAGUAUAAGAAACCUGAUUUCACUGGAGAAGAUAUUAGUUGCUCACAAACUAAACAGACUUUAAAAAAGAGAGCUCAAAAGAUUGGAACUAGAAGUCAUUUCAAUUGUCAACAAUGUGGAAAGCAUUUUGAUAAAAAAAGAGCCCUUAACAUUCACAUGAGAAUUCAUACAGGAGAGAAACCUUACACCUGCUCUCAAUGUGGACUAAGCUUCACUCAAAAAGGAACCCUUAACAGGCACGUUAGAAUUCACACUGAAGAGAAGAAUUACUCCUGCAAACAGUGUGGAAAUAGUUUCUGGCAAAAAGGAGACCUUAAAAACCACAUGAGAAUUCAUUCUGGAGAGAAGCCUUAUACAUGCCAACAGUGUGGAAAGAGUUUUUGUCAAAAAGGAAAUCUCAAAGUCCACAUGAGUGUUCACACUGGAGGAGAGAGAUAUUUCAACUGCCAGCAUUGUGGAAAAAGUUUCAAUAAAAAAGAAAGCCUUGAAAUCCAUUUGAGGAUUCACACUGGUGAGAAACCUUACACCUGCCAACAGUGUGGAAGGAGUUUCUGUCAAAGAGGAAACCUCAAAGUCCACAUGAGUGUUCACACUAGAGAGAGCAACUGCCAACUAUGUGGAAAAGGUUUCAAUAAAAAAGAAAGCCUUGAGGUCCAUUUGAGAAUUCACACCUGUGAUAAGCCGUACACCUGCCAACAUUGUGGAAAACGUUUCAUUAAAAAAGGAAACCUUGAAAUACACAAUAGAAUUCACACUGGGGAGAAACCUUUUGUCUGCCUUCAAUGUGGACUAAGUUUCACUCAAAAAGGAACCCUUAAAAGCCAUAUUAGAAUUCACACAGGAGAGAAGCCUUACACCUGCAAAAUAUGUGGAAAUAGUUUCACUCGAAAAGGACGCCUCAAAACCCACAUGAGAUUGCAUGAGUCUUAAACCUGCCAACAGUGUGGAAAGAGUUUCUAUCAAAAAGGAGACCUCAAAGACCAAAUGAGUGUUUAGACUGGAGUGGGAUAUUUCAUCUUCCAAUAAUGGGUUAAACAUUUCACUUAAAGGGGAAAACUUGAAGCCCACAUGAGAGUUCACAAUAAAGAAAAGACUUCCAUAUGUCCUAAGUGUGGAAAGACUUCCUCUCAACAAGGAAACCUCAAAGUCCACAUGAGUGUUCACACUUGAGAAGCUUUACGCCUGCCAACAGUGUGGAAAUAGUUUUAGAUGCAAAACAUCCCUUAAAAUGCAGCAUAUCAGAGCGAAUCAGACAAUUUAAGAUUUUAUCAGAUUGGUGUUAAAACAACCCAAAGAGGCAAAUACCACAAAGAGGCCCUAGACAACAAGAUAACAUCUUAAUUUCGUCCACUGUACCCUGGGGCCACGCAUCUGAAGCCAGUCCACCAACUAGCAGCUUUAAGCAGCUCACGGCAUCUAAACAAAAGAACACCUAUGGCCAUUUUCACGAAACGGCAAAUUAGUGUGAGAGCGCAAUUCCAAAAGAGCGCCAAUGGGAGGGAAAAUUUCUGUGGGUGAU
Molecule: messenger RNA, 2767 nt
Organism: Carassius auratus (goldfish)
Lineage: Eukaryota; Metazoa; Chordata; Actinopteri; Cypriniformes; Cyprinidae
Product: gastrula zinc finger protein XlCGF57.1-like
Exons: 3
Coding region: 934-2178 (414 amino acids)
Biological process (GO): regulation of transcription by RNA polymerase II
Molecular function (GO): DNA-binding transcription factor activity, RNA polymerase II-specific; RNA polymerase II cis-regulatory region sequence-specific DNA binding
Source: RefSeq, a predicted model, not a curated record